UACUUCGCAGAGGAAGAAGGACUCCUGGCUAUUGUUGAGGUGCCUAUUUGCCAGUAGGGGUGAUCAUCAGUUUUGCGUAUAGAAACAGCGUCGUCCUUCCCCCACCGCCUCUUUUUUAACUUCUGGCAGAAGUGCGGAUGUGAGUUGCAUAUUGAUACGGAACAGGCCGCCAGUUUUUUUUUAUUUUUUUUCCUCGCAAUGCUUUAGGCUAUGAUCAUUUUGUGGAGCUAUGAAUCCAGAGGAGCAGACUGUUACGUGGUUAAUAUCACUAGGAGUGCUCAGCUCGCCUAAGAAGAAUAUAGCGGACCCGGAGGAGUUUUUGAAAACGUCGCUGAAGGAUGGGGUCGUCUUGUGCAAGCUCACGGAGCGGCUCAUACCUGGCUUCGCUCCCAAGUACUGCCAGGAUCCGAGAACUGAAGCCGACUGCAUUUCCAACAUCAGGGAGUUUUUAAGAGGAUGCUCGUCCUUGAAAGUGGAGGGGUUUGAACCAGAGUGGUUAUACACUGGUGAGAAUUUUGGCAAAGUGCUGACCACUUUGCUGGCAGUCAACUUUGCCACACAAGACUGUGCUGCUGAGAGGUCAUGUCCGCAGUCCAGUGCUCCGUCUCCUAGUCAGUCGACAUCGUCACACACGCUCUCCUCCACCAAAUCCAAAGGCUCUCUGCGUAGACAAUCCAAAUCAGUGGAGAUGUCUGAGAACGGUGGAGGUGGGCAGUCGAUGGUGAAGGCCCGGUUCAACUUCAAGCAGAACAACGAGGACGAGCUGUCGUUCAACAAAGGUGACAUGAUCCUCGUGACGCGGCAGGAGGAGGGAGGAUGGUGGGAGGGCACACUCAACGGCAAGACGGGCUGGUUCCCCAGUAACUACGUCCGGGAGAUCAAACCCUGCGAGAAGCCAGUGUCUCCUAAAGGAACUCAGCUGACCAAGAACUACUACAGUGUGGUGGUACAGGACAUCUUGGAACAUGAGCGCGAGUUUGUCAAAGAAUUACAAACAGUGCUGAGCUGUUAUCUACGACCUCUGCAAGCCACUGACAAGCUGAGCAGUGCAGACAGCGCCACCCUGUGUGGAAACCUGGAGGAGAUUCUCACCUUCCAGCAGGGACUAUGUGUGGCUUUGGAGGACUGUACCAAGGUCUCAGAGGGCCAGCAGCGAGUGGCGGGCUGCUAUUUAAACCAGAUGUGCCAGAUCAAGACUCUGUACCUGGCCUACUGUUCCAGCCACCCUUCAGCUGUUUGCAUCCUCACUGACCACAGUGAGGAGCUAGACAAGUUCAUGGAGAGCCAGGGAGCCAGUGCUCCAGGGAUCCUGACCCUGACCACCAGUCUCAGUAAGCCCUUCAUGAGACUGGACAAAUACCCCACCCUGCUGCAGGAGCUGGAGAGACAUGUGGAGGAAGCCCAUCCCGACUAUGCUGACAUUGUAAAGGCAACCGCAGCAUUUAGGAGCCUGGUGACACAGUGCCAGGAUCUGCGGAAACGCAAGAACCUGGAGCUCCAGAUCUUGUCAGAACCAGUGCGGGCCUGGGAGGGAGACAGCAUGAAGAGCCUGGGUCACGUGGCCUACAUGUCCCAGGUCCACAUGAAAAACGGGUCCAGCGAGGAAAAGGAGGAGCGCUAUCUAAUGCUUUUCCCUAACGUGUUAGUCAUGCUCUCCGCCAGUCCCCGGAUGAGUGGCUUUAUUUAUCAGGGACGACUGCCACUGACAGGCACCACAGUAACAAGACAUGCAGAGGAUGCAGACAGCAAUGCCCACUAUGCCUUUGACAUCACAGGAAGCCUGAUGGACCGUAUCACAGUGUUCUGCAGCAGUGCCCAGGAGUUACAGGAGUGGCUGGAGCACCUCCAGCCCUUCACCAAAGGAGGCAGCCCUGCAGGCACCAUCUCAAAGACUGUAGAAGGCAAGCCACUGAGCAUGGUCGGUACCCCCACCCACCUGUCCCACCUGGGCAGCCUCAGUGCAGUUAGCCGCGGCCCCCUGGAGCCGCCGAAGAUCAGCAAGCCCUGGUCUCUCAGCUGCCUGCGGCCUGCGCCCCCUCUCAAACCCUCCGCUGCACUGGGAUACAAAGAGAGGAUGUCUUAUAUCAUGAAGGACUCCAGCAAGAGCCCGCGGCCCAUGAAGAAGUUCCUGCCAGGAAACAGGAAGAAAGAGCGGAAGCCCUCUGAUGACGAGGUUCAAACGAGGAAAAGCACGGCCGCUCUGGAGGAGGACGCUCAGAUACUGAGGGUGAUCGAGGCGUACUGCACGGGAGCGAGCCUGCACCAGACCACCACAGUGCGGAAAGAGUGCGUCCCUCAGGUGCUUCUGCCCGAGGAGGAGAAGAUCAUUGUGGAGGAGAUGAAGAGCAACGGGCAGACAGUUAUUGAGGAAAAGAGUCUGGUUGAUGCUGUUUAUGCUUUAAAGGACGAGGUUCACGAGCUGAAAAAGGAGAAUAAGUGGAUGAAGCAGUUUCUGGAGGACGAGCAGAAGUCACGCAAAGAGCUGGAGAGAGCUGUUCGAAAACUGGCCAAGCAGAAGAAUGAUUGUUCUUGGGACGACGGCGGCCACUGAACACAUCCGCACGAUCAUCCUCAUCCUUGUGUGUGUCUGUGUGUGUGUGUCUGUGUGUCUGUGUGUGUGUGGGGCGUGCUUGUGGAGGGAUGGGAGGGGCCAGGUGUGUCUACGUGUGUGUGUUUGUGUAUCCAUCUUGUGUUGCGUCUCCAUAUUUCAAUCACACCUGACAGAGCCGCACUUCCCUCUGUGACCAUCACGUUUGGAGUUCCUUCGCUUCGAUGUGGCGUUUUGAUGACAUCUAAUCUGUCUUCCUGGUCCGGCCUCACUAGAUGAGACUACAAUUAUGCAGCUCAGCUUACUGCGACUGGCACUGUGAACCCCCCCAGCAAAUGGACCCAUUUGUGGAAAAGGACAAAACGAGUUCUCCGCUGCUUCUUUUGCUUCAGCCAGAAAUAGAAAAGGAGUCCAAUAGGUGUUCUCCUGCAUGCACUUCUGUUAGCAAAAGGGGCUGUCUUCAUCCCUUCACAUCAAAACUUUUUUUUCCUUUUGUCUUAUUUUAUUUGUCACGAGGACCCGCAGAGGAGAAACGGAUUCAUUGAGCUUUCGUGAGCAUGUGCAUUCUAGUUUCCAGGCUGUUUUGUAGGCGACAAACAGGUUAGCUGUUGCAUUCGGUUGUGUCCAAACACAGCCCUUCACUGUUAAUUUAAGAACUGCAUGAAUGUACAGUGUUUCUACAAUAUGAAUUCUGCAUCAGAAAUGUGAUAAUCAAGAUAUACAAAUAUAUAGUCCAAAGCUAUCAGGGAUGCAGAUGCGUAAUAGAAUAGAAAAGGCUUAACUAUGUAUCAUUUAUUAUACAAGAGUACGCAAAUAAUGAGCCCUACUCUUCUAACUAAAAUGUAUUCAAGUAUCAUUUUAACAUAUUAAUUACAUAACCUUGCUUUAUUUUGGAUUUUUAAAGGAAUAUUCUUUAUUUAUUGUUCACCCAGACAUUUAAUUGUGGUGUUAGCCUUAUAGUUUCGCUGCCUUUUACGUCUGCCCGGCGUUUUAUUCAACUACACUGAUGUUUUCCAGGCAGAAAAGAUAUCCUUGUUUUGGCCAAGGGGAAAUAGACGUUUUCUCUCUCAAACGGGAGAAAAUGACUUUAAUAAUGAGUCUGACUUCAGAGUUCAGAGGUUUUCGUCGCAGCCUGUGUGGCCUCCCAGCAGGUUCCUGCAGAGCUGAUGGAGACAGACUGAGGAAAUGAACAGACAUUUAUUUGUGGGUGUAGAGUAGAGCUCAAAUGUAUAAGUGCCUCCUGAAAGGGGUCGAUAAACUUUAAGAGAGUUUAAGACCAGACUGGGACUAACUGCAUGAUGUAUAAUGAAAGUGUCACAGGUGGUUUGUUGAGAUAUUUCAAUAGGAAUGGCUCGAGCUUAGUGGGUAUAUACUGGGUCUGAAAAACACACAGGGCUUCGUGUGCUUUUUGAGAUGCAGCCUCUUCUCACGGACCCACAGCGGUACAUUUCCUCACGAGGUUGCGUGUGUGCACUGUCAACACUGUUAUCCACUGUCGCUGCUUUGCAGAGCAGCGGUGGAUUCUAUUGAAAUGCAAUAAGUGACUGCUUUACUGACUGGCCUCUGGGUUAGAUCCAGCAUGGUGGGCCAGACGCGGAGAAAUUGCAAUAAUAAUGAAUGAUUUAACCCAGUGUAUUAACCAAAAAAGGCUGUUCCUUAUUUUCAGUUUGCCGUUUCUUUAAUCCUGGUGUUGACGAUUGUCUGAAGGUCACUGACCAGGUCCUGAUUUUCAUCACCAAUGAUCCAAAAUGUAAUAAUACUGUAUUACCGUACAAUGGCUGUUCGCGCUGUGCUGUCUUUCACGUGCCUCUUUACAGGAAGGCCAGAGCACUGUGCAAGGUGCAAGGCAACACAUCUGCAGCAGAGUCAGUGUCUUGCUCAAGGGCACUUCAGCAAGGAACGCUGUUCCUAAUAGACCGCUGCUUCCUGUGCACACGCGAGAGCAAGCAAGACCAUCAGCGAGUGUGCUUGGCUCUUUCUUUGCAGUCGUUCUGAAGGCCUGUCCCCGGGCCCGAGUUCCCGUGAAAUCAGAUAAAACGAUUUACGGCAGAAUGGAAGAGCCGGUGUUUACAUUUUGCCAGCGAUGUUUCGCAGUGAGCUGCACGUUAGCCAGUUCAAAGGAAGCAGGGGAAGAUUUUUCUUUAGAGAAUUAAAUUUUUGAGGUUAUAUUUUGUGGUUAUGGCUGAGACUGGAGCAGGAAAAUUGACUGAAGAAAAAAAAAAAAGCUAAAAGGGAGGACUGCCAUGCUGUACAAUCCCUCUUUGCAGAGUGCUGUUUGUGCGUGCACCUCACAGCACUGUGCGGGGUGCAGGGCAGCGCAGGUACAUCUGCAGCACAGUCGCGUCCUGCUUUAGGGCACUUCAGCAAAGAAAAACCGCCUGCUCAGGUGCUGGAGCUGAUCUUUACUCUCUAUUCCUAUUGGGACGCUUGCAGAAACUCUGCUUCCUGUACAGACACGUGACUCUAUCUCAACACAUGUUGAGAUUAACAUUAUUGCUGUUACUUUAGGCUUCUCUAAAUUGUUUUCAUUAAGUACCACAAACUCUAGUUUUCAAUUCCCAACAGCCCCAGUGAGCACUUACUGGUGGGAGGGGGUUGAACUCUGGUUUUAUCUUGUUCUUCUUGUCUCCAGACCACUGUGUGUAUUGUUUUUUGAAAGGUUGUUCUAUGCAAUUAUUGUUGUUGCAAGUAUUGUAAUGCUUUGUUUUUCUAGACACUCUGUACUUUGUGUUUGGUAUGGUCAUUCUUUUAUUAAAAAUUUAAUAUAA
This is a messenger RNA of Chelmon rostratus (copperband butterflyfish), 5316 nucleotides long. RefSeq names its product Rac/Cdc42 guanine nucleotide exchange factor (GEF) 6 (gene arhgef6). The record is from RefSeq and is a predicted model, not a curated record. The coding region runs from base 230 to 2551 and encodes 773 amino acids. The transcript is spliced from 22 exons. Gene Ontology annotation, molecular function: guanyl-nucleotide exchange factor activity; protein binding. Lineage: Eukaryota; Metazoa; Chordata; Actinopteri; Chaetodontiformes; Chaetodontidae.